Seminavis robusta is the source of this 423-nucleotide messenger RNA. The record is from the annotation of a GenBank genome assembly. Lineage: Eukaryota; Bacillariophyta; Bacillariophyceae; Naviculales; Naviculaceae.
AUGGGCGGGUUAUGUACGAAGCCGCAAGUGAAAGAAAUGACACUUGAAGAGCGAAAUGAUCGAACUGUCAAGGGGAUAUUUGACCGCUUUGACAAGGACAAGUCGGGCUAUAUUUCAAAGGAGAAUUUGAAACAGAUCAUUCAAGACGACAAGACAUUCAUGAAUGCUGAUGUGGAGCAUAUUCUAUCUAAAUUUGGAAACAAUGGCAAGAUGAGCUUGGAACAGUUCAAGCAUUGGUGGAACUCUACCUAUACAACCUACAAUGAUGACAAUAUACGGCAAAUAUUGGACGAAUUAGAUGCCGAAGGGGGGCCGGAGGGAGCAGCAGCAGGAGCAGCUGGCAAUCCAACAACACCACCACCCCCACCACCCAAAAUGAGCAAAGUGGAGAGUGUCACCAAAUUGGAAGAGAAUCGGUCAUAA